This is a messenger RNA of Zingiber officinale, 1638 nucleotides long. Its product is annotated as chaperone protein dnaJ 49-like. The coding region runs from base 218 to 1324 and encodes 368 amino acids. The transcript is spliced from 3 exons. Gene Ontology annotation, biological process: cellular response to misfolded protein. The record is from RefSeq and is a predicted model, not a curated record. Gene Ontology annotation, molecular function: Hsp70 protein binding. Gene Ontology annotation, cellular component: endoplasmic reticulum membrane. NCBI's taxonomy places the organism in Eukaryota, Viridiplantae, Streptophyta, Magnoliopsida, Zingiberales, Zingiberaceae.
GGUGAUCGGGGCAGGGUUUCAUCGUAUCGUGCGCAUCGCUCCCCACCCCCGUCGUCUCCUUCCUUCUACCUUCCGCGUUCGGUCUCUUCCUCUUUCUUUCUUUCUUUCCGUUGAUUCAGACGGAUCUCUGCCGCUCGAUCCCUCCCGUUCUCAGGAGCGGAAGGCCUUCUCGGUCCCAACUGUAUGUAAAGGUCCAAUAUCUGAUCGAAAUCUGGCGAUGGAAGGGAACAAAGAUGAGGCUCUCAAGUGCCUCCGGAUCGGGAAGGAUGCCUUGGAGGCAGGAGAUCGAGCUCGUGCCCUCAAAUUCCUUUCCAAAGCUCGCCGCCUUGACCCCACGCUGCCAAUUGAGGGACUUCUGUCGGCCGCCGAAGCACCCGAUGGUGGCAAGUCUGGAGGUCCCGAUGAUUCUGCUGCAUCGUCGAACGCCGCCCCCCAGCCUGACGGACCCUCCGGUGGUGCUUCAUUUCGUGCUCGUGCGACGGCUGCUUCUUCUAAAGCUAACUCCGAUGGGUCUGGUUCGUCCCGAGAGUAUACAGAGGAGCAAAUUACGAUUAUCCGGCAGGUCAAAAUGAAAAAGGAUUACUAUCAGAUACUGGGGCUUGAAAGGGGUUGCACGGUGGAAGACGUUAAGAAAGCCUACCGGAAGCUGUCGCUGAAGGUCCAUCCCGACAAAAAUCAGGCGCCUGGUGCGGAAGAAGCCUUCAAGGCAGUCUCUAGGGCCUUCCAGUGCCUUAGCAACGAAGAGAGUAGGAAAAGGUAUGAUGUGUCUGGUUCAGAUGAGCCUGCAUUAGCACGGCCUGCUGCACAGCGUAGGAGUCAUGGGUUUAAUGGUUUCUACGAAGAUGACUUCGAUGCUGAUGAGAUCUUUAGGAAUUUCUUCUACGGGGGAGGGCCUCCGGUUGCCACUCCUUUUGGCACUUUCCAAUUUAGGACUGGUGGUAUGGGUAGGCCUAGCGCUCAUGAGGUGCACGGUUCUAUAAAUCCUAACCUUCGGAUGUUAGUACAAAUUUUGCCUAUCCUUCUUUUGCUCCUGCUGAACUUCCUUCCAUCAAAUGAGCCCAUUUACACACUUAACCGAAGUUAUCCUUAUGAGCAUAAGCUCGAGACAUCUAGGGGGGUGAAGUACUUUGUCAAAUCUGUGAAUUUUGAAGAAGAAUAUCCUUACCAGAGUCAAAAACGUACCGUUUUGGAACAACAGGUAGAGAGAGACUAUGUGGGGGUUAUUUCACAGAACUGCCGCGUUGAAUUACAGAGACGGCAAUGGGGCCUGUCCUACCAGACUCCACAUUGUGACAUGCUUCAGAAGUUUCAGACGACAGCUUGAUGCCAUUAACUCAAGGUUUAUGGCGGUUUGAUAUCAAAGUUCCUAAAUUCUUUUGUGGUAUAUUUAACGGAUAAGGGUACUCCUGAGGCUACGACGUUUCGAUAAGACUCCUAUCCCCUUGUUCUGAUUUUGAAGCCUGCAGUUUAAAUCCGGAGGGAACUGUUGUCGGUUGGGAUAUCAUUUUAAUUAGAUGUAUCUUUAAGACCUACGACUAUUGAUCUUCAGAGUUUAUUGUAUAGAAAUCUUCAAAGUCAGUAUGAUGGAAUCAACCAAUCUGUUUGCUCGACAUAAUAAUGUAUUGAGAUUUCUUCCAA